CAUGGCUCGCACAAAAACUCCUUGCCGACAGCACGCGGAAUGCAGGCUUUCCAUAGAUUUUUCCGUCGAAUCGCUGCAGCAUACAGAGCUGGUGCUGCGCGCCCUGCCUGUAGACGAUGGAGCUGGCAGCAACUACCGCGUGCAGGCGCUCGUCGCGCUGGGUACACAACUCUUUGAAUUGGAAGGAGCGGACACGUACACCGCACCUGGCUUUAUGCUCAGCCGCAAGCCGCUUGAGCUGCGCGUGUCGUCAGCUGAGCCCGCGCACCUGCAGCAAUACUUUGACCGGGUCCCGGCGGCCCAGGCCAACGACAGUGAAGAUGCCGCGGCCCCGCCUCAGCCGACCAUGGAAGGGCUAGUCUGGGACGACUGGAGUGCCUCCGUGUACUUCAUCUUGGGCCAUGCCAUAAUGCGGCUGGCGGGUAGCGAAGUGACGCUGGUGGCCGGGGACGUGGAGGAGGAGGGGCUGGCGGACGGCGACGGCCCCUCGGCGCGCCUGUCCCUCAUGGCGUGGCAGAGCCUCGCGCCCGACGGCGCCGGCAAUCUCUUCGUCGCCAGUUCUCGAAACCUUCUGCGCAUCCAGCUGCCGGCAUCCUGGCGCGCCGCGGACGAUUGGUGGGGGCCGGCGGGCGACAGGCACAGCGGCCAGACAGCCACGGCGGGCGCCAGCGCUGCGGCAAGACCGAAGGCGGACUUCGCCGUGGUCAGCACACUGCCAUUCACAGCGCCCGCGGACAUAGAGGCCCUGACCUUUGCACCACCUAGCGCGCCGCUUCAGGGCCGCGGGUGCAGCGGCAGCGGUGCUGGCGGCGCGGGGUGGCUGGUGUUCACGACCCGCACCGCACUCUACCGCCUGCCGCUGCCCCUUCCCGCCUCUGCCACAACACCACCCGCUCCCGGCCUCUUCGACCUGUCCCUCAUACCGCAGCCCUUGGCGGGUGCCGAGGGGCAGCGCGGCACCGUCGACGGUCGCCGCGGUGCGGCACGCUUCGACCACUCGCACGCAGUGAAGGCGGACGGCGACGGCAACCUCUACACAGUGGAGUCGUGGAGCGCGCGCGUGCGCCGCGUGACGCCAGACGGCACCGUCACGACAUUGCUCACAGACGUCUCAGAGCUGUCCUACAUGUUUCAAAUCCUGCCCAACGGCUAUGCAGCCCUGCUUUCGGACCGAGAGCUGCGGCUUAUUGACCUGGGGCUACAGCCGCUGCUGCCGCGGCAACUCGAAGCUGCUGGGGCCGCAGGCCGGCCUUCGCCGCGAAGCCUGGCGGCGGACCUGGGUGUGCUGCUGGACGCGCAGCCCGACGGCACCUCAGACCUCAGCAUCUCCGUGGGCGAGCGCCGGUUCCCUUGCCACCGCGCCAUCCUGUCCGCGCGCUGCGACUACUUCCGGCAGCGGCUGGCGGGCGACGCAUUUGCGGAUGGCCGCGCGCCGGAGCUGGAGCUGCCGGACGCGGAUCCUGACGCCUUCGCGCUGCUGCUGCGCUGGCUGUACACGGGGGCCGCACACGUGCCGGCUGACCUGGCGCGUGUUGUGGCGGGCCUGGCGGACCGGCUGCUGCUGCCUGACCUGUGCGCCGUGGCCCAGGCCGCCAUCGCCGACUCCGUGAGUGCGGACACAGUGGUGGACAGCUUGCUGUGGGCAUGGCGCUACUGCGAGGCGCGCGGCGGCGCUGGCGGCGACGGUGGCGUCGUGGGAACAUUAGCAGGUCUUGGCAGUAGCAGCGCUGCCGGCGGCGGCAAUAGCAGCAGAGGAGGAGGAGGAGGAGGAGGCUGUAGCAGUGGGGGUGGAGGCCGCGGUGGUGGUGGAGGCGGGGGCUUUGACCGGCUGCUGGGGCGGCUCAAGCUCUGGUAUGUGUGCCACCACGACCAGGUGGCGGCGCAGGCGGGCGACAGCCGCGCGCGCCUGGCCGCAGAGGCGCCUCACCUGAUGGUGGAGCUGGUGGACGCGGUGCUGCUGCGGAGCGCGGCCCGAGGGCGCAGCGGCGUGCUGCCACGGCAGGCGCUGGAGUAGUGAUACGGUAUUGAGGGUGGGCAAGGGCUAGAGUGAAUUGUAGGGUUGGAGCGAGCGAGAGCAUGCGGGUCGGCGACAGCGCCGCUGGGGCGGAAGAGUGGGGCACCCUGACGGGUGCGCGUAUCAUAUCCGCUUUGACGCAGGAUUGCACAGCUUGAUACGGAUUGUCAAACAUAACCAGAAGCAGGAUGCGCGCGCUCAUGGAGUACGGUGUACCGUACUGCAGGGAACAGUACUGUUCUGCGAUUACUUGACUGGCGUAGUAAGAUCAGUGGUGCUUGGAUUGCCCGUGCUGUUUAACUGUGGGGUUGCAACUGUACACCACCGUAGCGUGUUCAGACGGCAGAAAAGUUGGUGCUUUGACGGGAGAGCGAUGGCAAGCUGGGGACUGCGGCUUUUGCGACAGGUCAUCGCUCAUCAGUGUUGGGGAUGGCGUAGAGUGCUGGCCGUGACUGGACCGGUGGCUGUCGAGCAGUGACAGUUUGGGCAGGCAGCGGGCGGAAGAGCUUUAGAUGGCUUGACCAUGUGCUUGGCCAUGGCCGUAUGCGCACGUGUUGACGUGGUUCAG
Chlamydomonas reinhardtii is the source of this 2582-nucleotide messenger RNA. RefSeq lists its product as uncharacterized. Gene Ontology annotation, molecular function: protein binding. The coding region runs from base 215 to 2014 and encodes 599 amino acids. The record is from RefSeq and is a predicted model, not a curated record. The transcript has a single exon. Gene Ontology annotation, cellular component: ubiquitin ligase complex; cytoplasm. NCBI's taxonomy places the organism in Eukaryota, Viridiplantae, Chlorophyta, Chlorophyceae, Chlamydomonadales, Chlamydomonadaceae.